Messenger RNA from Neodiprion virginianus, 2733 nucleotides. RefSeq names its product oocyte zinc finger protein XlCOF8.4-like. Gene Ontology annotation, cellular component: nucleus. The record is from RefSeq and is a predicted model, not a curated record. The transcript is spliced from 7 exons. Lineage: Eukaryota; Metazoa; Arthropoda; Insecta; Hymenoptera; Diprionidae. Bases 632 to 1771 code for a protein of 379 amino acids.
UACCCGAUGUGCACGCAUGGCGCACCGCAGGGAAAGGUAAAAAUGACGCUGGUUGGUCGGGACUAAAUCAAUGCGAGCGUACAAGAAUUGACCGGAGGAUGGUGCGUGCAUGGCAGGCAUGAAGGCAAGAGCAUGAGGCCAGGGGAGCGACAGGUGCCGAGUCGCCCACGUGGGUUCUCUUAGCAGUGGAAGACGGCUUCCUUGUGACUGCUUGGAGUCAGGACGAUGCCGAGUAAGCGAGUGGGGGGAUCCAUUCGGUAGCAAAUGCUGCUAACCCGUCGCAAGGUCAAGAUCAGUCGGUUAAUCUCGUCCAGUGAGCGAAGACCUUGCUUGCACCUUGCACAAUUAUUGGAAAUAAGUUGUACCCGUCUAUGUUCAGGAAUAAACAUUGCUGCGUUAUAGUUUGAUUUUUCAUCAAGCGGCAGAACAGCGCGACAAACUUACGAACCUUUUCCGCCUAUUGCGUUCCAAGUAAUUCUUUCCCUCCGAAAGGGAUAUUUCGUUUGAUGGUGUUUAUAGUGGAUGAAACUUUGAAAUUUUGCCGGGAUUUAUCCCCUCUCUCGAUUCACCGCUAAUCACUGUUACACGCGCGUGUAAUCACACAGCCGUAUUUUAUUAAUCACAACUUGUUAUGGAAACUUGUGUUUUGAUUCCAAAAGAGUUCUCAUUGGUUCUUACUGCCGGUCCGUCGAACAAGCUAUUCAAAAAUGCACCCUUCUCCGAGAUGCGGAUCUCGGUGUGGUCCAACGUAUUUAUACCUUCAGGAACACUUAUAUACCCGUUUCAAGGAUCAAUCAGAUUCGAUAAAAUUGAUCUUUACUCCCUUCUCGAUGACAACGAUAUACGGCGCGAGUACGGCUGCUACGACGAGGUGUCAUUUUCGAAUUAUAAUCUGAACUACCGUCAGUGUAAUUGGAUAAGGUUUCUGCACAUUGUACAGACUUACAACGAACAGGUGAAUCUUAUCGGCACAAAAGUCAAGGGAGAACCGAUAUUUGAGGUGAUCAAAGACGUUCAGCCGGACACGGAAUUGGCAGCCUGUUUCGUACCUGUGGAUGAUCACGAUUUGGUUUUUAUAUCACACGCUCAGUGGACACGUACUGCGAUCUACAGGUACACGAUCGAUUCAAUUUUGGACGAGUCACCGCUCGAUCUGUCAAUGGCCUUAUUAUCGCAUCAGUCAUCGUCAGUUCCAUCUUGUUACGAAGCCGAUGAAUACGAAUCGACGUCCGGCGAAUCGUCGACGUCCACGUUGUCCAUAGUUGGUGAUCAUUUGGAAUGCAGCAUCUUGACGACUAUGAAACGGGGCGAACGUGUUUUAUUGCCAUGCGAAGUUUGCGGAAAAUCUUUCGACCGGCCAUCCCUACUUAAGAGGCAUAUGAGAACGCACACAGGCGAGAAACCCCACGUCUGCAUGGUAUGCAGCAAAGGCUUCUCAACGUCAAGCUCUUUAAAUACACACAAACGAAUACACAGCGGGGAAAAACCGCACCAAUGUCUUGUGUGUGGAAAAAAAUUUACUGCUUCCUCGAAUCUCUACUAUCAUCGCAUGACUCACAUAAAGGAAAAGCCACACAAGUGUUCGCAGUGCUCGAAGUCCUUUCCAACACCGGGUGAUUUGAAAAGUCACACUUACGUUCACAACGGACUUUGGCCGUUCAGGUGCCACAUAUGUAAUCGCGGAUUCAGCAAACCAACGAAUUUGAAAAACCACAUGCUGCUGCACUUGGGCAGGUGUUCGAACAAGAAGUUUGUCAAGUCAGACUUAUGAUCGGCUGAUGGAUCUCACGAGAAUAGACUGACAAAUAAUUAUAGUAUGGAAUUCAUCUCACCGCAUACCGAGGAUGCACGGUUAACGGAUAUCGCGCGGGCUGCAUCGUUAAUGGGCUAAAAAAGGUGCAAAAUACUCAUAAAUCAAAUUCAAGUGUCGUCUAUACGUGUGCGUGGAUUCUCACAUCGAUAUCGUCUUACCUGGAAUGAAUUAAGGAGGAGAAAAAUUCUCCGCGAUCAACACUGGUACAUUACACACAUACAGUCGCACAUAUGUAUACACCUGCACCGGUAUACACGGAUCGAGAUCGAGUCAGCUCACAAGCAAUUUAAAACUGGGAUUGACGGAGCAGGUUCACCUUGACGAAAAGUAGUUCCAGUACAUAUAGGUGACAAGAAAACUAUAUGUAUGCAUGGAUGCGUGCAAGGGGUUUGCACUUUCGGUAUAAAUUGCGCGUGAAACUGAAUUGCUGAAUUAAAUAUUGUGAUUAACGAGAUUUCAAGGCUGAAAUCUAUGAUACUUUGAGCAAAUUACAGUCGAAGCGGCGCGUAUUACAGCUUUAACAUUAUCAAGUCAUGUUACUGAUACGUAUACUUGGUACUAGCUUUUGUAAGGAUGUUUUUUUCUUUUUCAAUCUGUCAAUUUGCUUCAAUUACAAUGUAAGAUUGCGAUCGAGAUAACGAAUGGAGACAUGGUUAAACCGUGUAUUAUGCAUACUCUCUUAUUAUGGUCUCGCAUGUGAGAAUUUUUACUGACUGCCAUAUACAAUGCUGACGAAUAUGUCACAUACAGAUAGUAACGUUAUGUAUUAAAUAUUGUAUUGUAUUAUAUCGAUGAAUUGAUAAUUAGGGAUUUUUAAAGCAAUAUCAUUUAGUCUUUAUAAGCGGCGCGUAGUCUUGCCUAACAGAUUGAACAUUGUCUGUUGUAAAUAAUGUUAGUCUAAUAAAGUUAGUUUGAAUAAA